Molecule: messenger RNA, 552 nt
Organism: Gastrolobium bilobum
Lineage: Eukaryota; Viridiplantae; Streptophyta; Magnoliopsida; Fabales; Fabaceae
Product: non-specific lipid-transfer protein 1-like
Exons: 2
Coding region: 26-379 (117 amino acids)
Biological process (GO): lipid transport
Cellular component (GO): membrane
Molecular function (GO): lipid binding
Source: RefSeq, a predicted model, not a curated record
CUUUACAUAUAUAUUAAGAAAAAAAAUGGCAGUGACUAAGGUGGCAUUGGUUGCUGCAGUGAUGAUAUGCAUGCUUAUAGCAGGCUCUCACGCUGAAGCAAACUUGACAUGUGAUCAAGUCACUAUCUGGCUAACUCCAUGCAUCAGCUAUGCAGUGUUGGGAGGGAGUGUGUCACCCAUGUGUUGCCAAGGUAUCCACUCUCUCAAUGCAGCAUAUAAGAAUGCAGAUGAUCGAAGAGGUGCAUGCCAGUGCAUUAAGGAUAAAGCAGCCUAUAUCCUUGGGAUUGACUAUAACCGUGUUAAUGCUAUUCCUGGCAAAUGUGGCACUAAAUGUCCCUACAAAGUUUACCCUUCCACUGACUGCUCCAAGGUGAAGUAAGCAGCAAAGGGUGCACUAUAUGACUGGAGAUCAAGACUAUUGAUCACUAGCAGUGCUGGAAAGAUUAUUCUAUAUCUAAAAAAAAGAAAUAUUAAACUUACUAGGGAAUAAAGUGUACGGAUCGGGUAUAACGAUCCAACCAAUUUGGUGAACAAUAUAUCAGCCAAUAAAAA